Messenger RNA from Plasmopara halstedii, 1446 nucleotides. Its product is annotated as fha domain protein. The transcript is spliced from 2 exons. The record is from RefSeq and is a predicted model, not a curated record. Gene Ontology annotation, molecular function: protein binding; zinc ion binding. The coding region runs from base 1 to 1446 and encodes 481 amino acids. Lineage: Eukaryota; Oomycota; Peronosporomycetes; Peronosporales; Peronosporaceae.
AUGAGUGCUAAUUCAGAUCGAAGGUGGAGCCUCGCACGUGCUACUGAAUUCUUUAGUGGCGAUGGAAAGCCCGACAUGCUUGAUAUUCGUGGAAUGACGGCAGUUACAAAGGGCGCAGCGGGUAAGCGCGAUAAAUUUCGCAAGAGCGUCUCACGUUGUGGCGUUUCCAUUUAUGGUCCAAAACACUCGGCUGCUUCAGCUACCGACUCGUCUUCUCGUGAAAAGAUUUAUAUUGAAGAUCCACGAGCUCCGUGUCUUAAUAUUGAUUACUCGAACGACGCGUACAGAUUGUUACCAUCCUCGGAAAAGUUUUCAGCUCAUACGGGUGUGUGUCAGAUACUUGGCACAAAAUGCAUUCGUGGAGGUAAACAUCGAAUUCGGGUUGGCGAUAUUAUUCGUUUUGGUAGUGUCGGUCUUCUGGUCUCGGAAAUUGAUACGGGAGGUAAUGGUCCAAAUGAUGCGACGUUAAGUCCAUCUGAAGUCAAUACUCUCAUUCAACGAGUCGUUUGUCAUGAUGAAGCAUUGGCGGAUGUUGACAGUGGCUUGGAUACAGAUGAUGAUAUUGGAGAUGCAUCGGGCAAUGACGAAUCGAAACCUCGUGCAUCGUUGCAAAGACAAAGCACCAGUGCCGUUUGUUACGUCUGUUAUGACGAAACGGAGGACGAAAAUCCUUUGAUAGCACCUUGUAAAUGCUCGGGUGAUACCAAGUACAUACAUUUGAAUUGUCUGAAACGUUGGAACACCAAUGGUGAGAAGAAUGAAAUUUGUACGGUAUUAGACGAAAGUAAUGCACGCACGUGCUCUAUCUGCAAAGCUCCAUACCCCAGCAAGACUCGACUUCCAAAUGGCAAGGUGCUGUCACUUCUUCCAGAUCGAUUGAAUCCACCAUGUAUCAUGUUUCAGGUAGUGACUAAACAUUCGUCAUCGACUUUGAACUUGUCCACGCGCUAUCAAUUGAGUUGCAAGAUGCUCAUGGACAAUGACAUUCAUCGUCCUCUGAUGGUGGGACGCUCCUCACAGUGCGAUCUUGUCCUUAAAUACCGCACAGUGUCGACGAUUCAUGCUGAGAUUCACUAUUCCAAGGGUGAAUUCUUUCUUAAAGACGCUGGGAGCUCAAAUGGUACUCUGCGGUACAUCUACCGGCCACUCACGCUUCACAACAAUCAGUCACUACACGUCAAGUUUGGUCGCACUGUAUUAUCAAUCAAACCGACGAAAAAGAUUCGGCUACCCCAUUUUUUUGGCACGGCUGGCCACUUACACGCUCAUGGCUCACGGCUGGAUGAAAGCGGUAUUCAGGACGAUGACGAGCUUUCGAAUCACUCGACUCCACGAAACAAUAGGAUCCGUUACAAUCAUGCGGCACAACCACCAGUGUCAAUGCCACCCCAGCUGCAGCAACAGCGCCAGAAUUUGCAGACACAAAUGCAAAAUUUAGAUCUGUAG